Messenger RNA from Clonostachys byssicola, 273 nucleotides. The record is from the annotation of a GenBank genome assembly. Lineage: Eukaryota; Fungi; Ascomycota; Sordariomycetes; Hypocreales; Bionectriaceae.
AUGACGCAAUUGCCGUUGCAAACCACCGACGACGCUCCUCCCGACAUCGACAGCCUCGAUAGCUCCCGGCAUCCAGAGCCACAAAGAGCGCAGAACGAGACCGCCGACGAGCAACCAGCACCCGGAGUAUCCAACUCUACGCAGAGCAAAGGCUCCGACAAGGCAAAGACCGAGGCAAACAUGCAGCUGUUUGAGAAGUACCUCGCCAUGGCAGAGGUGGAAACCAACCGAGACCGAUUGUACGACAAGUAUGGGGGGAAACCAAAAGAAUAA